This is a messenger RNA of Anopheles arabiensis, 1120 nucleotides long. RefSeq lists its product as uncharacterized. Lineage: Eukaryota; Metazoa; Arthropoda; Insecta; Diptera; Culicidae. The record is from RefSeq and is a predicted model, not a curated record. The coding region runs from base 35 to 994 and encodes 319 amino acids. The transcript is spliced from 3 exons.
GCGGACGCCAAACCACCAAAGCCCGCGAUUUCCAAUGGCGGAAUUAGACCAGUGGCAAGAGUUUGCGUCGCAAAUCGCUAAACCCGACCGUUCGAUCCGGUGCAAUCCGGAUGGCAUCGGGUUCGGCCAGUUUGCAAUCGUUUGCAGUCUUCCGGGAGCACCGGAAAACGUACAAAAGUUGAUCGAUUCACCGGUGGCGAAGCUUCACAAGCAGACAUCAACAGAGCACGACAGCAUCACAAGCACGGAGGACAUGGUGAAGAUUCUUAUCGAACAGUUACCCUGCUUUGGAACGUUGGAACAGUAUACUUGGCUGGUGAGAGCGACGGUCGCAUUGCACCUGCUCAAGGGAGUGCCGACGAAGGUGUCCUCCCUGGUGCGGAAGUUGAGUGGGGCUGUCGCGGGGCUCGAUCUUGCCUGCUUCCGUCAUUCUACAUUUGUGAUACACACGGUGGCUAAAAGCUUGAAGGAAGACAUCCCACUGGAAGGUGUUAAUCUGCUGCACGCGAUCAAAAAGCUUGCCCUUGCAAACUCCCCGCAGCUUUACUACACGGCCCUGGCACUGAUUUUUGCCGGGUUCGAUGCGAUAACACACCCCAACAAACCGAUCGCCACGUACCGGGUGUGUGGGGUGAAUGAGGCGCUUCAAUUGCUCGAUACACUCGACGCACCGUGGCUUCAGCGGCAGUGUGCCAGCCUGCAGACCAUCUACCAGCUGCUGAAGCUGCUUAGCCUUUACCAGAAUAUGGUGAUAAUGCGGCACGCCGGCAAACGACCGCACGAGCUGCAGGAAGAGCACGCAAGCUUUGCGGCACUGCUGUGCGCAACGGACGCGCAGGUGAAAAGCAUCCGUCAGUGGCUGGAACAGUUGAGCGUGGUGCUGCAACCGUACGGCAUCAGGCAGGAUGAGGACCAUUUGAUUAUAGCAGAUUUGAUACACGUCGAUAUACUUCCGUUGUUCGACGAUUGGGAUCAACACGAGGAGAUGAUGUGAGGCGGGCGCGCCCCUUGAAGCAUGUGCCAUUUGAUGGUUUAUUUUUCAUUGCAUUCCUUGAUUCUCACAAUGUGCUUUACAAUUAGCAUUUUCUACAAAAAUAAAAUAUAAACAAAUGUUUCGCAA